UAUGCGGCUGUGCAAAUAAUGUUACAAUGAUGGAUAAGUUAUGGGUGGUGUUGUUAGUGGCCUUGACCGGCGCACACUUUGGGCAGGGAUUGCCGCUGCGUUCGACGCCGCACAGCUACCCGCACAACACAAACGGGUCAAUCCCGGCAGGAUGGAAGGGGGGCAGCCUGUACGCGGCUGUGCCGGCGCUGGCGCUCAUAGUCACGGCCGUAGGGCUCCUGUUCGGGUGCACCUGGUGCUACAGGCACAAGGACUGUAAGCAAAACGAAGGAGCGGACAACCAGCUGUUCACUGCCAGCGCCACACACCUGCACGAGCGGCGCUCGCACCCGCCCGACUCCGGCUUCUCAGAACCCGCCAACAACAACAUCAGCGAGGACAACAACAAUGGCCCCAUAUCGCUGCGGGAGAUGCAAAACAUCGCCAACAACAAUGCGACAGCAUACAUUGUUAGCGAGAACGAGGAGCGGAACAGAGUCAGCCGCGAGUCUGUUGUUGAGUUUGAGCCGCUGCCCACGGGCAUCAGGGUCGCUGAUCCGUUGGAGAGAUGCGUGGAUUGGUUCGGCGACGAGGAUUUCCCGAGGAAUAGAUUGCAAUAUCUACGCGAGAUCGGACGGGGGUGGUUCGGCAGGGUAGUGGAAGGCGAAAUCGAAGACGAAGGCACAACAACGACAGUAGCAGUCAAAAUACUGAACCAGAACGCGAGUCUAGAAGACAAAGCUCGGUUCCUGGACGAAGCGCGCCUCUACCGCGACGCGAGUCACGAGAACGUGCUCGCCUUCGUGGCCAGCUGUCUGCAGGAAGACCCCUGGAUUCUUAUAUUUGAGCUGUGCUCCACAGAUCUCCAGAACUAUCUGACAGCGAACCGUCCAAUGAUGGCGGCGCUGAACGAGAGCGGCGUCCCGCUGCGUCUCAUGUGUGACGUCACUUCCGCUCUCUCCUACCUUCACUCUAGGGGAUAUACAUAUGGUGAGCUGUGCACGCAGAACGUUCUUAUUCGUGGUUCAGAAGAGGCGGCGCGCGCCGUGCUGGGCCAUUAUGGCUUGGACCCGCGGCCGAAUGUAGACAAUAUUCAGCAUAUGUCGCAGGCCGGCGACGUGUCGUCCUUGGGCUACGUGCUGCGCGACAUCUGCUCCUGGGCCGCCGCGCCGCCGCCCGCGCAGCCCGACUGCCCCUACCGAGAACAUCUACACCAAGUGAUGCAGCUAUGCUGGCACGAGAACCCUGACUCUCGGCCCGGCGCCGCCCAGGUGCAGGCGCUUCUCGAGCACCUCCACUCUACGCACAUGCGCUGCAGCGAAACCCGUGACGACGGCUACGGCAGCUCUGACUUCGAGGAGCGCUGGCAGCGCCUCAAGCCCAACACCAUCCCCAAGCUGGACGAGCACCGCGCCCUCGUGCACGCCCCCUCCACCUCCGUCACCUCACACUUCACCGGCUCCGAGGAGUUGUCCGCCCACUGUCUCAGCGUCGACAUGGACACCGCCGUUUCCAGGUCCAGCAGCAUCAUGUCGGACAAAGACCCGCUAUCCGUGCAGAUCAAGUCCGAGAGCCUCACGAACCUCCACGGCUCGCUCGAGGACGUCCGCAACAUUUAUCUCACGCAUAACGAGCAGGCCGUCCUCGAGUGCCACCAGGCCAACACUAUCGAGGACCGCGACGACGAUCGCUCGGACGCCUCGGUAGACCCGUGGCUCAAGGAGAUCAUCGCUGGCAGCCAGGACGACGUCAGCUACUACAAAGAUGUCAGCGACGUCAUAAAGAAUCUCGAUAAUAUUCUCAAUUCGGAAAAGACGUCCAGCUCGGAGUCGAGCCACCAGGCGAGUCCGUCGAGGGACAAUUUGAGCUUAGACUGUAAAAAAGAUUACCCGAUGCAAUCUAGUAUGGUUAAAUCGCCUGGCAUUACAAACUUCCAGAAUAUUAUACAGGAAGUCGGACUUGAAGACAAAUCGCCCGAAAAGAAACAGGAUGAGGAUGAAGAUAGAGAUACAAUAGGCACGCUCAGUCACUCGUUCGAGCGGCAUAGCGAUACCACCAGCCAACACACCUUAGAAAAUUUAACUCCUGAUACGCCUAUAAAAGACAUGGAGUUACCGUUUGAAAAGACGAAUGCUGAUUUACAAAAUAAACUGCAUGCAAUUGAAAUAUCUGAGGAUGUACAAGUUGAAGCAGUAUUGCCAAAAGAAAGUGAAGUAGAUAAUAGUGAUAGUGUAAAAACUAAUAUAUGUAUAACGCCAAUGCAUAGUGUUAAUGAAGAUAAGAAUGUGUAUGUGAGUGAAGACUGCCAAACCCCGAGUGAUAAUAAGUUAACUGAUAUAUUGCAUGAUAAGGAAACAGUGCAAGCUAAGUCAAUAAGUGAAGUUAGCGGUAAUAACCCAGUUUGUAAUAACGCGGAAGAAGUAAUAAUUAAGACUGUUCAAAGUUUAGAACAAAACGUGCCAGUGAAUGUAGAAGAUAAAGAGGUCUUGCCGGUAUUUCCUGAGGUAGUUCAAAAUGAUAAGGCUACAGAUCUGUUACCAAAUGCCCCACUAGAAGAAAAACAUGCGACUGACCUACGACUCGAAACGACUAACAUAAAUAGUCAAAAAGAAAUAAAUAAUGAUCUCAUUUCACCUGCAGAAAGUACAACCGAUAGUAAAAUAACACCAUUUCAUAUGAUAGCCCUGGAAGAAAGUUCGUCUGUAAAAGUAGAAAACUUAGACAAUGUUAGUCAAAUAGCGUUUGAAUCUCCUCAUAGAUUAGAAGAAAGUCAACAAGGCGAUUCGCCUUUACCAACUUAUGAAGAAAAAGGGGAAUCAGAUGUGCCUGAAUCAGUACAAAUUAUAUCCGCCGUUCCAGUUAUUGAGAGCUUUUUAACUGGAAGUCAUAAUAAAGGCGAUGUUGAAGUAGAUCUUAAGUCAAUUACUGAAACAGAUGUUUCUAAAAACACAGAGGAAGAACUUGUGACAUUGGUGGAAAAAGAAGUUGUGGUAACAAAUGCUCCAAUUAAUGUUACUACACCUACGUUGAUUUUGUCGGAAGCACAAGAAGACAAACAACUCUCAAUAGAUAAACUUCCUGAGGAAUUUAUUGACAAAAUAAUAAAGGAAGCUGAGACAGCUGCUUUGAAUUGUAUUGAAACAGCUCGAGCUAAAACAUUAGUACCUGAACCAUUAAAUAUUCCUAAAAAUGAAAUGGUAGAAAUAUUUCUUAACACUGAAAUAAAAUCCUUGAAUAACUCUACUGCAUAUAAUAUUACUCAUGAUACUGGAGCUGGCCAAGACAUUUUACAAAAACAAACAUCCUCACAAGAUAGUCAACAUAAUUUUCUUAAAGAGGAGGUAAAAUUACCUUCAUCCAGCAAUUUAGAUAAUAUUACAAAAGAAAUUUUGCUAGAUGCAAUGCACGAAGUACCUAAAGUUAUGCAAAAAGUAGAAUCACUGGAUUUUUUUCACGAUAAUAAUUUAAAAGUGACACCCACUUCUGAUGCUUAUUUACGAGAAUGUGAAACGAAAGCCCCUGAAAUCGAAUCUCUUCCGGAUGUUGUACGGGAUGUUACGCACUCCAUAGAUCAACCGAUUGAUAAACAGGUGCAUCGUGAUAAGGAAAAUACUAAUACGCAAAUUGGAUCACAGUCAGUGGUCCCUCAGAUAUCUCUUGAUCUUGAAUCGACAGCAAGUGCAGAUUCUUCACAAAGUACUUUUCUCAUUAAAGACACACUGAAAGAAAAAUCCAAAAUUGUAUCCGAAAGUCCUGUAGACAUUUUACUAGAUGAGCCAGUACGAGAAAUUGUGGAACCGGAAGUUAACAUGGAAACUGUGAUAAAUACAUUUCUUGAUUCUGAAAAAAGAGUAACAGAAAGUUUAUGCGCUGAUGACACUUUGAAACCAACAUCUAAGUUACCAAGUCAGAAUGAAACGGAAGUAAUUGCAGUGGUUGCAGAAGAAACAAUUGCAAAAGACAAUAUUAUAGAACAAAAUGCUAUUCCCAAGUCUAAUACUACUGCUGUAGAAAAUGGGCGUGUACCAUCAGAUGACAGCACAGCUUAUAUGGAUCUGACUGAUAGUGUGAAAGCUGAAAUUGUAGAACAAAACCCUAUGGAUGAUAACAUUAAAGAUGUAAUUAACUCUUGCUUAGAGACUCCUGGAAAUGAUAGCUGUUCACUAGUCAAGUUGGAAUCCACAGAGUACUUAGAUCUGCCCACUGUUGUGAGGGAUGUGGAUGAGUUUUUACACGCAGAAAGGCAACUUAGCAGCCAAGUGGACGAGAAAGAUCCUCUAUGUUCAAGUACACCUAAAAGCUUAGUGGAUGACACUCCAAACUCAACAGAAGAAAAGUCUGACGUAUUAACAGAAACAAAAGUCCCUGACUAUGGACCCGGAGUAACGCUAACAAAAUUGGAACAACAAUGUGUCCCAGAUUUUCUAAGCCCUUUUGAUUCUCCGACCAAAAGUCACCCAACUGACACCUACGAUGAAAACAGCUCAGUAGUCCUAGGCCCUUUUGAGAACUGCACUAUGGAACUUUUUAAAGGCAUUAAAUCUGGUGAAGAUCUAGGCGACAUCCCGAAAGAAGAGAUGUUCUUCUCUUCAAAUUUCAGUGAAAUUAAUCUCGAAACUCCCUCGCCACUCCGCGAUGGUAACUUUUUGAAUGAAGUGCCGGAUAUAGUCAACGAUGAUAAUUUCCUGGAUAUAAUCAGUGAUCCCAACGAUGAAGCAGACUCGAAGACCGACGCCAGCGACGUCACUGAUCAGUCUGUUGCUGAGAAAAAAGUUUCACCGUCGACGCCUCCCAACUCUCCUGGGUACUUUCUAGCCUCUACGUCUCAGCAGAAAUAUCUAGUAGAUAUAGAUUUGAACCCAGCAACGGAGCCCGCUCCCGUGGAAUCAGAUUCGGGUUUAAGUUCACUGCAUAAAGAAAUCGAGUUGAAUCAAAUUGAGCUUCAAAUCACUUCGAAAUUGGCUAUGGCCGAGAACGAAAAUAAUUUGAAUAUUGAAUACUCAGGGCCGUUGACUGUGGAAGGUUUAGUGCAGAAUGAUCUGGUGAGGGAGGAGGAAUCGGCGCCGGAGACGUUUCUAGCGGGGAACGGGGGGAACAUUGACGAUAUACGGGAGAUGUUCACGCUGGAUGAAGACUGCGUCAACGCGUUGAGGAACGAGCUGGAACUGAAGCUGCCUCUUGCACAGGUGGCAGCGAUAGAGCCCUCGUGCGAGAGCGAGAGCUCUAGCGCGUCGUGGUCGGAGCUGCCGCCGCCGCCCGAGCUGGUGGUGAGCUACCCGGGCGCGCUCAGCCCCAUCGCCGAGGAGACCGGCCCGCAGCUGUCCGCCUACGAGAACGACGUGCUGUGGAACGCGUCUCUCCGCACGGAAUCCUCAGAAAGCUAUCCGUCUCCAUGCAACAACUCUACGGAGGAACCGACGGAGCCGCCGACAGGCCAAGACACCUACACGCUGCCCGGCCGGCAAUCCUGCACCCAACCUCAGACUAGUAGCAGGGAGAUAACAAUGAGUGCCGAUAGUCUAAACGCCAGUCCGGCGAAAACCGGGAUAGACGACCGAACGUUCACCGUGGACGAGGGCCGCUGCGAGCGCAUCUCCCAGGUCUCCCCUUUCGUGCUCAGCCCCACCACCGACUCCUCCGCCACCGCGGUCACGGGCGUUUCCACACUGUCCAAGACCACGCAACCGACUGAUAUCAAACCUUCAGAAACGCUCUCUAAAGCUACCAGCAUCGAUUCCUGGUGUUCCAACGACACGCUAUACAACGUAGAAGAGGCUUUCGAUGACAUAGCCUCCGAUCAAGAUCUCCCUCCAGACUUUGAUCCAGAAAAGGACGACAACAGCGAAAGCGACACACUCACCCUCGACGACGAGAAAGAGCUCAGCCACAUAUCCACCUACAUCGUCCACGACAGCAAGUCGGACGACGACCGGUUCUCGCCCGACUCCAUCACAGCGAACGAUAAUGACAACCAUACGUAUACGAAAGCGAGAGCCUCGCCGACCAAGUCUGAAGGCUCGAAGACGAAGGACUUAGCGUACGGGACGAUGACAGGACCGUACUCUAACUGCACAACAGAAAUCUUGUCUGCCGAUAAUGCUUGGAUGUUACCCCAACCGGAGCUAGUUCGACGCUCCCCCAUAGAUUUUAAUGUCGAUAUCUCCGCUCCGACACCCAAAGAGUGCGAAGAAGUCGAUAGCCCGAAAUUAAAAAGUGAGCCUUGUGUCAAAAAAAUGGACAGCGUUGAAAUAACUUGCCUGGAAGAUAAUUUAUUAAACAACGAGAGCCCGAAACGCGAUGAAACCCAUGGCAGCCCUCACUGUCACUACGAUAUGGGGGCCGGUGUGACGAGCACGCCUCUUACGGAGAUUCCUUCGGAAGAGAGCACACCUUCGACUUUGGCAGUAGACAUGAGGACGCCAGAAAAUCUACCGAACAUUGUACCCAACUACCAGUCGUUUAUGCUGUCAGCGGAGCUGCGGCAACAAGAGACAGAUGUACAUACCUUCCCUUACGAGUCCGAGGUGUCCGAGGAGAGCCGACUUGGAUCGGAGGCGACGCCGUCUUUCAUCGAGUUCAUGCACGCAGCUACUUCUAAACCCCAGGAAACGUCGCGCUUGCACUCUAGUCAAAACGGUUCAGGCGACUUCGAGCGAUUCGAAAACUCAUUGAAAACACGCCCUCAGGACCUUUCCCAUGAGAAAGAAGCUCCUACAGAAGACUCGACCAGGCCUAGUCAACCGAGAACUCUAGUUUUAAGUCCGCCUAGUAUUACGAAUUUUAAAGAAUCUCACGUAGGUAAGAAUACAGUUAUAAUUACAGACUUAGAAGAGGAUGAGACGGAGCAACCUCAUUCGAUUAUUAUCGCUGAAAUUUCCAAAGAAAAGGACAGUCCUAAUAGGACGUUUGAUUCUCACAUAGUCGAAUUGAAUCAUACUUACGACUCUCACAUGAGCAGGAAACAAAUGGAUGGCGCACUAAAAGAGAGCAACAGUGACAAUUCCAAAGAAAUAACAAUAAAUGGAACAAAUGAUGACAGCCAUGAUAUGGAUCAAACUGAAGUCAAAUCACCCGAAACAAAAACUGAAGAAACAAAGCAUAAAGAAACUAUAAAUAAUGUUGACACCCUUAAAGACAUCCCAAACGGCACAGUUUCAAAAGUCAAUAAUUGUUAUGAAAUAAAGUGCAAUGGUAAUAGCGAGAAAUUUGCAACAGUCAACUUUAUAAGCGAAUCUUUUGAGGAACUUGUUGAAAGCAAUGUCGACGAUGGGGACUGCAAAGAGACUAAAAACGAUGAUGAAAUUUUAGAAGAUUCUGAAGUAGAUAAGACACUCCCUUUAAAAGAUAGCCCGGUGAAGCUUGUGCCUGAACAAGUGAAUGGAGUGGAAGAGAAAAUGGUGGCUGUCACGGAGGAUUUUUUACAGAAUGAGAAGAAGUUCUGCCAGCUUGACGUUUACCUGCCGCUCCUGAGUGAUAUUAGAUUCACAGGACCAGCUUCCGAGAUCAUGAGCACAUCCUUCACGCAAGACUCACCGACGGAGCCCACGCCAGAGGGAGAAGGCAACAAGCCCGGCGACGUGAAGGAGUGGGACAGCGACACCGACUCGCACUCCAGCAAUUCGUCGAGUGGCGAAUUUAUUUGGAAGGGCGGCGACGGGCAAGAGACGUCCGUCGUUCCAACCACGCAUUUCGACCAUCGCGGCUCGAACGGGUCCGCGGGCCGCGCGGCGCCGGGCUCGGGCAGCGCCUCGGGCUCGGGCUCGGGCUCGGGCUCGGAGGGCGACGAGGUGGAGUUCGUGCCGUCGUCGUGGGACUGCCGCGCCGAGCCCGCCAAGUCCUCGCUUCGCAGCCUGCCCGUUUCACAGGAUAACAAGAAGCGCGUUGUGUUCAAGCGGCAGAAGUACCACUGCGUGUACGAGUACCCGCGCGAGCUAGCCACCGUGGACGCCGACUCGCCCGCCUACCUACCCGACCUGUCCACAUACUCAGAAUGGGACCCCGGCAGCGCGGAGGAGGCGGAGCUGGGCUACGGGCAGCUGUUCGGCGCGGCCUCGCCGCUCGACCUGUACCCGCUGCGCGGGACCAUCGCCUUUGGCGCAGAUUACGAUGAGGAUUUCUUCAUAUCGUCAUCGGCCCGUCCGUUCGAGAGCCUCGGCGUGAUGUCCACCACCAGCCAGUUCUUCCCCGGCAUGCGGCUCAAGCCCCUCGACCUCCCCGCCGACGACGACUUUCCCCCGCCGCCCUCCCCGCUCGCGCCCCUCCCGCAGACGCGCACGCCCUCGCUGGACUUCACCACCCCGGACUCCGGCGUCGAGGACAUCACCCCCGGCUCCACGUCCACGGACGAAGACUUCAAAACCAAGAAGCUCGAGGACGUCACUCCGUGGCGGAGCAUAGACAGUGGCAGCUCCAGCGAGUCCGUCAGCCCGAGCUCCCCCGGCGGCGAGGCCCUCGGCGGCCUGCGCCACACGCGCGACAAGCUCAAGCUCGACCUCCCGCCCAGCCCGCACAUACCCUCGCCCAGGCACAACAGGGUGUUCAACUUUGUUCUCGACAAGCCGAAGAGGCGCGCGGCCGACGACCGGUCAGACGUCGGCACGACUCCCCUCGUCAUGACCGACGAGACCCCGCUCGUGACCGGCUCCCUCCCCGUGCCCGACUGCGAGGACGUCCCCGUCCCGGAACCCACCUUCUCCACCUUCGGCAAGACCGUCCCUCGAGCCGACCCGGAGCAGAAGAUUAUACUGACCGACGAUGGAGAAAAGGCGGCCAGUCCCGUGAAGGAGCCCGUCCGCGGGGAGGGCACAGUGCUGGACAGCGGAGACGAGGAUUCCGGCAUAGAGAGCAGCGCUAAAACCACGCUGGAGCGAAAAACCCCCAACGUUUCUUAGAUAUAAUAUCGUAGUGGUGGCGUGGCGUCAAAAUUGUUCCUAGAUCGUGACGAAAUUUCUCUCACUUGCUUUAAAACCUGCGAAAGUGGCUCGUCUUGUCGCAAGCACGACAUAAUAAAAAACUGAGCGGGGUGACCUAGCAGUCUGCCUCACUCUAACAUAUACGGCCAAUUGUUUUGUAUC
This is a messenger RNA of Cydia splendana, 9053 nucleotides long. RefSeq lists its product as uncharacterized. Bases 27 to 8870 code for a protein of 2947 amino acids. NCBI's taxonomy places the organism in Eukaryota, Metazoa, Arthropoda, Insecta, Lepidoptera, Tortricidae. Gene Ontology annotation, molecular function: ATP binding; protein kinase activity. Gene Ontology annotation, biological process: protein phosphorylation. The transcript has 19 exons. The record is from RefSeq and is a predicted model, not a curated record.